AUGGGAGGGAACAGCUCCAGGGAGGAGGCGGGGAGGAGAUCGAGGUCCGGCUCGUCGUCGUACGGCUCCGCCGGCGGCGGCUACGCGCAGGAUCCGCCGCCGUGGGCGACGCCGUCGUACGGCCACCGCGGGUACCCGCAGCAGCCGGUCUACCAGAGCCACAAUUCUCGCGACGGCGGCUACUCCCACCCCCGCAGAGACAGCUACACUCCGCCGCAGACACCACGGGCGGCGCCGCCGUCCAACGCUCGGCGCAGGCUCGAGCGGAGGUAUUCCAGGAUCGCAGACGAGUACAAUUCUCUUGAAGAGGUACAAUCCCUCUCUCUCUCUCUCUCUCUCUCUCUCUCUCUCGCUGUGGGAUUAACCAGUCCGCCAUUUUUCCCAAGGCUUGAUUCCCUCAAUGCCCUCUACCUGUUUGAAGAAUUUCAACAUCCUGCCUCAACCCAGACACAGAAAAUUGAAACUUUUCUAUAAAAGAACACCAAGAUCAGAAAUUUUCGGAUUGGUUUGACCAAUUUUCUGAUAACCAGAGGGGCCGAUUCUUCUCAAUAAAUUACAGAAAAAAAAUGGACAACUUUGAGACCUUUUUUCAAUAACUUUGGGAUAAAUCUUCAGGUCACCGAGGCGCUGGCGAGAGCCGGGCUGGAGUCUUCGAAUCUCAUCGUGGGCGUUGACUUCACUAAGAGCAACGAGUGGCUAGGUUUGACCGGGCCGAGACAUCCGGCAUGCCGUGCCCACCCCAGAUGGGGAAAGACCCUUCUGAUCCCAUUUUGCUUGCAGGGAGAAACUCCUUCAACCGUCAGUGCCUGCACAGCAUCGGGGAUGUCCAGAACCCCUACGAGCAGGCGAUUUCGAUCAUCGGACGGACGCUCUCCGCCUUCGACGAGGAUAAUCUGAUCCCCUGCUUCGGCUUCGGCGAUGGUAAAACCAGGGAUUGAAAGAUUUCUUUUUUUCUUCUUCUUAAUUAAUGAUUCGGGGAUGAAUUGGCGCCGCUCAUCUUCUUGAAAAAAUGGCAGCGACGACGCAUGACCAGGAUGUCUUCAGCUUCUUCCCUGAUGAGAGGUCUUGUAAUGGCUUCGAGGAGGUCCUGUCCCGGUACAGGGAGAUCGCCCCCCGGCUGCGGCUGGCCGGUACCAUCCUCUCUCUCUCUCUUUCCCCUCUGGUUUGUUCUUGUGGCCAUGGAGAGAGGCCGGCAUGGUUGACUUUUCCUCCCUUCCUUUUCUGCGGCAGGCCCCACCUCCUUCGCCCCGAUCGUCGAAAUGGCGAUGACCAUCGUGGAGCAGAGCGGGGGGCAGUACCAUGUCUUGCUGAUAAUCGCCGACGGGCAGGUGAGAGAGAGAGAGAGAGAGAGAGAGAGAGAGAGAGAGAGAGAGAGAGCACCUCCCCUUUCUGAAGGGGCCGUGGUUGACUUUUCGGGUGAUGCCGGAUGGUUGCAGGUCACACGGAGCGUCGAUACCUUGGACGGUCAGCUGAGCAUGCAGGAGCAGAAAACCGUCGACGCCAUUGUGAGGGCCAGGUACACUGGAGCUCUCUGGGCUGACUUUCAGAUCACAAGAGGAGGAAAUGGAAGGGGGGGUGGUUCUCGUGUGCUGACUUUUCGCUUUUGACUUGUCGCAGCGGGUUCCCACUAUCCAUUGUCUUGGUUGGGGUCGGGGAUGGGCCGUGGGACAUGAUGAGGGAAUUCGACGACAACAUCCCCUCCCGGGCAUUCGACAAUUUCCAGGUGAUCAGAUCAAUCAAUUCAACCCCUCGUUCUUCGGAGUUCUCUUUCUCCACUUGCUGAAUCGGCCCGUUGACUUUCGUUGCAGUUUGUGAACUUCACGGAGAUCAUGUCGAAGAGGAUCCCCCAGCUGAAGAAGGAUGCGGAGUUCGCCCUCUCGGCCCUGAUGGAGAUACCCUCCCAGUACAAGGCUACACUGGAGAUGGGGUUCCUCGGGUAAUUCUAGUGUUUCUAUACAGCUUGCCCAAUUGGGGAAGCUCUGUGAUCUCAAUGAGUUGUUCUUUCUCCUUCAGCCAGUCAACGGGGCAAGCUCCCGACCGGGUUCCGCUCCCGCCGCCGUCCAUGGUGGCGGGUUUCGGCGGCUCGAAGACCUCCUCUCGGUCCACCAGCUUCCAGCUGCGGGCCGCACCGCCCGCCACACCACCGCCCACUUCGAGCUCCCCUUGGGAAACUAAUGUAAUCCUCCCCCGCCCCUCCUCUCCUCCAUUUUUCUUCUGCAACUCCCUGAAUUUUACCUUUUAUGGUUAAAAAAUAUGCAUGAUUCAUAUGUAUAUAGAUUUAGUUUAUUGAAGACCUUGUGACGUGCGCCUUUCCUGUGAUGGGUAUUGUUCUUUCUUGGACAGCUCUGCCCCAUUUGCCUGGCCUCCCAGAAGAACCUGGCGUUUCAGUGCGGCCACCAGGUGAGACGACGAACCGACGUGUUCUUUCUUCCUUGAAGUUCCGGGUAGUCAGAGCUGAAUUAAUUCUUCAAAACAAAAAAGAGAAAAUGUUUGAUUUUUCAUCGGAAAUAGAGAAAUUCUGAAUGAAAAAGCUCGAUUAUUUCUGGAGAAUUUCUCUCUGCAUUUCCUGUUCCUGCAUGUUAGAGAAAUUAAGGAAAUCUUACCAAGAUAAUGCUCAGCAUUUUAUGAAAUUUUUUGGAAUUUCUUGAAAAAAAUGUGCAGAAAUUUCGGACGAAUUUUCUCCCCAGAUUUCGUGUUCCUGGGUUCACGUUAGAAACCUACAAGUUUUUUAAUUUCUGCAUUAAAAUGCCGAAGGUUUUUGGGCGAAUUCUCCUCGAUAUUUUCUGUUCCUGCUCAUACGAACUCCAUAAAUCCUGCAAAAAAAAGAAGAGGAAAAAGUGAUCAUUUUCUCGGACGAUUCUCUCUCUAGAUUGUCUGCUCAUGAUCACUUGAACUCUAUAAAUUCUCUCUCUCUCUCUCUCUCUCUCUCUCUCUCUCUCUCUCUCUCUCUCUCUUGACUUUCUCUUCCUGGGGCAUUGGAACCGAAGAAGUCCCACGUAAAAAAGGGAAAAAACGCUCAGUUCUCCGGGAACAAGGGAAAGAAAACCCCAAUUUUUUGGGGGGAAUUUCGAUCGCAAAUUGGAUUAUUUAUAUUUAUUUCUGUUUUUUUUCAGACGUGCUGCGAUUGCGGAGAGAACCUGUACUCUUGCCCCAUCUGCCGAGAGGACAUCCACACGAGGAUCCGCCUGUACUGA
This is a messenger RNA of Spirodela intermedia, 3194 nucleotides long. The record is from the annotation of a GenBank genome assembly. Lineage: Eukaryota; Viridiplantae; Streptophyta; Magnoliopsida; Alismatales; Araceae.